This is a messenger RNA of Dracunculus medinensis (Guinea worm), 216 nucleotides long. The record is from the annotation of a GenBank genome assembly. NCBI's taxonomy places the organism in Eukaryota, Metazoa, Nematoda, Chromadorea, Rhabditida, Dracunculidae.
AUGCAACAACAUUACGCGAGUAGUAUGCUACCUCUAUCUGUAGUCUCGGACCAAACAACCACUUCAGCCACAUCAUCGCAGACUUAUAAAUUUUUACAUAAACAUAAAGAAAUCAACGGAGUCAUGAAACAGAUAACACUAGACACUUGGACAACAAAUAAUAAUGUACAAUACUUCUAUGGAUGGUUAGGAGUAAGAUCUGUCAAUUUACAAUAA